GUUAUAGACUUAAGCUUAAGUUUCGCUUUCCCUGGAAAUAACUCUUCCGCAAAAUAUCCUGUGCCUGCGGUUCAUAUGAGAGAGUGUGUUGACCUGCGAGCUUUAGGUAUUCAACAGAAUGAACAGAAGAAACAGGAGUAAUUAUCUCUCUAUAGCCGCUGUGCGCGCAAUUGGAUUGGAUUUCAUAGAGUUCAUAGAGGAAACAAACAGGAGAUCCAUUACUGACAGAAACACACUCAGAGACAUCUACAACGAAGAGUUUCGAGACAGGGACGGUCGUGUCAAAGACCCACAAUUCUCUAGAGUCAUCUUUGCAUUGAGAAACGGCAACAAAGCGCGUCUUUCCAGAUCUGGUCACGUUUUCUUUAACAGCAACGUCCGGGUGAGGCUGCAUGAUCAAUGGUUCAGACGCUGUGGAAGACAGCAAAACCAAGCUACUCCCGCUCCGAGUAAUGCUAGCUCACCGCCGCCUCCUAGUGGCCAGGAGGCCUCCGGUCCAGGCCCAGAGAGUGGAGUCAGAAGAAGGAGAAGAUUGGCGAAAGACAUCCUACAACGAUUGAACAGUAUAGACAAGUCCUAUUUUAUAGCUGAUAAGCAUGGGGUGAAGGUGUCCUCAGAGCUGUAUAUGAAGGACGGAAAGAUCCAGAUCUCUGUGGAACGGGCAGAAGUUUACGAGCUGAAGCUGUUUGUGGAGAACACGGGUCAAGAGGCCGUGUAUUUCACUUACUACACUGCUCUUCACUGGCUGCAGUGUUUCACUCUGGAAGACAGCAAGAAAGUCACACGCAACAACGAACUCCGCCUGGAACCACGUGAAAAGUAUGAGGUGACUGUGAGAUUCAAAUGCAGUCAUUUUGGAGUUUAUUCACUUACUCUGGCAUUUGAGUUUAAGCAGAACACCCAGCCCACCACCCGUCCCUUCCACAUUGUGCGCUUCAUUGAGGCAGAGUACAGGACUAAGCUUGCAGCGCUACUGGGUCCUACUGAACCAUUCAAACCCCUGAGACUCAACAUCUCUGAACCCGAAAACUGUAGAGUGGACGAGGGUGUUCCACCUGAAGGUUAUGUUCAGAACUAUCUUGAAAGUGUUCUGCCACUGGGGCAAUACACUCCUCCUCUUGACAUCCCUGUGCUGGCCAAACUCAUGAAAGUUGACCGGAUCCUCAGAGGAAAGUUGCAGGAACUUCAAUCAUUACUGCAGAGUCCGCUGAGCUUCCAUAAUUAUGCCGAACGCUUUGAUUUACUGCUGCACUUGGAGGAAUGUCAGAUGCAUGUGGACAUCAAGAGAUACAACAGAGAGCAAGUCACCUUAUACAGGGACAAAACUGACAAAACACUACUGGUCUUAAACCUCCCCGGUGUAUCAGAGAACAGGCCAUCAGUCCUGAGGGGAGAUCACCUGCUUCUCACCAAGAGUGAGGAGGUCAAGUUCUCAAACGUGACCAAAUACAAGGGCUACGUCCACAAAGUGGAACUGGAUCAAGUCAAACUAGGCUUCUCCAGAAGGUUCAUUGACCAUGUAUACAUAGAUAAUAUGAAAUUCCGUGUGGAGUUCACGGUGAAUCGUCUUCCAUUGAGACUGCAACACAGAGCUGUACACAUGGCGGUCCAGCACAACCUCAGAGAUGUGCUGUUCCCCGUGGGCUCAAGGAAUGUGACCCCUGUGUCUCCACCUACACUCAGACUCUUUGAUCAACAGCUUGAGAGGAACCCUGAACAGUACAGCGCUGUAUGUAACAUCGUGGCCGGUACGUCCAAGCCGGCACCCCACCUGGUGUUUGGACCUCCUGGCACUGGUAAAACUGUCACGAUAGUAGAGGCCAUCAAACAGGUGGAGAAGAAUAUACCCGAUGCCUAUAUCCUAGCUUGCGCUCCUUCUAACAGUGCAGCUGAUCAACUGUGUGAAAAGUUGAUCACUAGUCAACAUGUUGAUGCACGUAAAAUAUACCGACUCUACGCUAGUUCACGCAAUCCAAAAGAAAUCCCUAAAAUUCUAAAGAACAACUGCAAUGCGGAGGGAGAGAUGAUUAUUUUCCCAUGUAAAGAGGAUCUAAUGUCCUACAAGAUCCUGGUCAGCACUAUAGUCACCGCUGGCAGGCUGGUCAGUGGGGGUAUUCCUGUGGAUCAUUUUUCUCACAUCUUUGUGGAUGAGGCAGGACAUGCUGUGGAGUCAGAGACCAUCAUCAGUGUGGCAGGACUGCUGAAUGUAGAGACCGGGCAGCUUGUUUUGGCUGGAGAUCCCAAGCAGUUGGGACCAAUUCUGAGGUCUCCUCUUGCCAUUAAUCAUGGGUUUGAUGUCUCUUUGCUGGAGAGGCUGAUGACACAGAAUGAUCUUUAUAAGAAAGAUGACAUUGAGUUUGACAAACGCUACGUUACCAAACUUCUUCUAAAUUACAGGUCUCAUCCAUCCAUUCUGAAGGUUCCUAAUGAGUUGUUCUAUGAUGGGGAGUUGAAGGCAUGUGCAAAUGAGAUCAGCUCUAACCAGUACUGCACUUGGGAGUACCUGCCCAAAAGAGAAUUUCCUGUGAUUUUCCAUGGAGUUCCUGGGAAGGAUGAAAGAGAGUCGAACAGCCCCUCAUUCUUUAACAUCUUUGAAAUCGAUAUCAUCAUAGAUUACCUGAAGAAGCUGCUCCUGACACAGGCCAAGAGGGGAAUCUCUAGAAUCUCCCCUAGAGAAAUUGGCAUCAUCGCCCCCUACAGGAAACAGGUGGAGAAGAUCAGACAGGCCAUCAGAUCAGAAGAGGACCUCCAAAAGUGCAUGUGCAUUAAUGACCUUAAAGUUGGUUCCGUGGAGGAGUUUCAAGGCCAAGAGAGGAAAGUCAUCAUGGUGUCAGCUGUUCGGAGCAGCAAGGAAUACAUCACUUUCGAUGAAACAUUCAGCAUUGGGUUUCUCAAGAAUGAGAAGAGAUUCAAUGUUGCGGUGACAAGAGCAAAGUCCCUGCUCAUCAUGGUGGGAAACCCCUUCAUUCUGCGCACAGAUGAAAUCUGGGGCCGGUUUAUUGACUUCUGCUUCGAGCAGGGAGGUUACACCGGGCUUCCUUUUACUAGUGUAGAGGGCAUAGAGGAGGUUGAAAAGCGGCUUCUUGCUCUCAACUUUGACGAUGAGAAUGUGGAAACUGAGGAGAGUGUGGUCCAACAACACCUGAAUCCUGAAUGGAGACAUGAUUACUAAGAGCCAGUCUUCACUAGCCACAUCUGUUCUACACCCACCUUCUUUUGAAGCUAGCAUUGAAAUCCUAGAUCUGCCCAAUCUAAGCAUGGUGCACACUACGAUUUUUACUGUACAAAAAUACUUUAAUCUACUCUAAAAAAAAAAAAAAAAGACCA
Messenger RNA from Pimephales promelas (fathead minnow), 3327 nucleotides. RefSeq names its product Mov10 RNA helicase b, tandem duplicate 2 (gene mov10b.2). The record is from RefSeq and is a predicted model, not a curated record. Lineage: Eukaryota; Metazoa; Chordata; Actinopteri; Cypriniformes; Leuciscidae. Gene Ontology annotation, molecular function: RNA binding; 5'-3' RNA helicase activity.